Suricata suricatta (meerkat) is the source of this 2827-nucleotide messenger RNA. RefSeq names its product GLIS family zinc finger 1 (gene GLIS1). The record is from RefSeq and is a predicted model, not a curated record. Bases 77 to 2461 code for a protein of 794 amino acids. Gene Ontology annotation, molecular function: DNA-binding transcription factor activity, RNA polymerase II-specific; RNA polymerase II cis-regulatory region sequence-specific DNA binding. Lineage: Eukaryota; Metazoa; Chordata; Mammalia; Carnivora; Herpestidae. Gene Ontology annotation, cellular component: nucleus. The transcript is spliced from 11 exons. Gene Ontology annotation, biological process: regulation of transcription by RNA polymerase II.
UGUGCGCCCCGCGAGCUGCAGCCACAGCUGCGAGGAGCCCGGCGCGACUCCCAGCAGCGCGCCCUGCCCCGGCGCCAUGCACUGCGAGGUGGCGGAGGCUCACUCAGACAAGAGGCCAAAGGAGGCCCUCGGCGCUCCGGGUUUAGGCCGCGGGCCCACUGGCCUUGGCGGCACCCACAUGGCCUUCAGGGUUACCGUGAGCGGCGGCGGCGGCUGCGUGGAUGGGGGCCCGCGUGACCUGCUGCCCCGGCCGCCCGCGCCCCCUCCGUGCGCGCACGACCUUCUCCGGCCACGGAGCCCCAGAGACUACGGUCCGUCCAAGGCCACCGCCGGGAAGGUGAACGGAACCUACGGCCACUGCACCCCAGGCUCGGAGAAGAGCCUGCUGGACCUGGACCUUGCGGAGGGCCCUGGCCCCACCUGCCGUCAGGGCCUUUUCCUCCCUGCGGGCACCCCACCGCCCCGGGGCUGCCGCCCACCCUGCGAGAGGCUCCUGCAUUUCCCCCACCCUAGCAGGUCGCCCAGACCACAGGCCACGUAUGUGAAUGGUGGCCUUCCGGCCACACAGCACAUCAAGCAGGAGUCCCUACCUGACUACAGGGCCAUGACGGAGGCCCGCACACCCCUGUCCGCUCACUGCCGGGCCCCGCCAGCCACUGGCCUGCACUCAGACCUGGACCUGCCGGGCCGGGGCCUCGCCAACCCUGCACCUUCCUGCUACCUUCUGGGCAGUGAACCGAGCCCCGGCCUGGGCCCGCAGCCCGAGGCCCACCUCCCCGAGGGCGGCCUGAAGCGCUGCUGCCUCCUGGGCCUGCCCUCCACCUCUUCAGCCUCCUCCUCCCCCUGCGCUUCCUCCGAUGUCACCUCCAUCAUCCGCUCUUCCCAGACAGCUCUGGUCAGCUGUGUGAACGGACUCCGGAGCCCCCCUCUGUCGGGAGACGUGGGGGGGCUUUCCAAGCGAGCCCGGCCUGGCCCUGCAACCACAGAGAGCCAUGAAGGCAGCUUGCAACUUGAAGCCUGCCGGAAGUCAGGCUUCCUGAAGCAGGAGCCCACGGACGAGUUCUCAGAUCUCUUUGGGCCUCCCCAGCAGGGCCUGCCACCCCCCUACCCUGUGUCCCAACUGCCACCCGGCUCGGGCCUCGGAGGCCUGGGGCUGGGCCUGGUGGGCAGGGGGACGGCCGGCCGGCAGGCUUGCCGCUGGGUGGACUGCCGUGCGGCCUAUGAGCAGCAGGAGGAGUUGGUGCGGCACAUCGAGAAGAGCCACAUUGACCAGCGCAAGGGCGAGGACUUCACCUGCUUCUGGGCGGGCUGCGUGCGCCGCUACAAGCCCUUCAACGCCCGCUACAAGCUGCUCAUCCACAUGAGGGUGCACUCGGGUGAGAAGCCCAACAAAUGCAUGUUCGAAGGCUGCAGCAAGGCCUUUUCGCGGCUGGAGAACCUCAAGAUCCACCUGCGGAGCCACACAGGGGAGAAACCGUACCUGUGCCAGCACCCAGGCUGCCAGAAGGCCUUCAGCAACUCCAGCGACCGUGCCAAGCACCAGCGCACCCACCUCGACACGAAGCCGUAUGCCUGUCAGAUCCCUGGCUGCUCCAAGCGCUACACGGACCCCAGCUCCCUCCGCAAGCACGUGAAGGCCCAUUCGGCCAAAGAGCAGCAGGUGCGUAAGAAGCUGCACGCAGGCCCUGAUUCUGAGGCUGACGUCCUGACCGAGUGUCUGGCCCUGCCACAGCUCCAUGGGUCCACACAGCUGGGGCCCAGCGAGAGGAAGGGCAGCCACGCCCCGGAGCUGCUCCCAGGCGUGUAUCCAGGCUCCAUCACCCCCCAUAACGGGCUCGCAUCAGGCAUGCUGCCCCCCAUGCACGAUGUCCCUUCCAGGCAUCACCCGCUGGACGCCACCACCAGUUCCCAUCACCAUCUGUCCCCUCUGCCCGCGGCUGAGAGCACCAGGGAUGGGUUGGGACCCAGCCUCCUCUCACCUAUGGUCAGCCCACUGAAGGGGCUCGGGCCACCACCGCUGCCACCAUCCUCCCAGAGCCAUUCUCCGGGGAGCCAGCCCUUCCCCACACUCCCCAGCAAGCCACCCUACCCGCCAUUCCAGAGCCCUCCACCCCCACCUCUGCCCAGUCCACAAGGGUACCAGGGCAGUUUCCACUCCAUCCAAAGCUGCUUCCCCUACGGUGACUGCUACCGGACGGCUGAGCCAGCAGCCGGUGGGGACAGCCUGGCCGGGGAGGCCCACAGCUUCAACCCCCUGCGGCCUAAUGGCUACCACAGCCUCAGCGCACCUUUACCUGCCACAGGCUACGAGGCCCUGGCCGAAGCCCCAUGCCCCACAGCACUGCCACCACAGCCAUCUGAAGACAUUGUGUCCAGUGGUCCCGAGGACUGCGGCUUCUUCCCCAAUGGGGCCUUUGACCACUGCCUGAGUCACAUCCCGUCCAUCUACACGGACACCUGAAGGAAGGCCCAGCCCGCACCUGUCCUCCCUCCAUCGCAGACACUACCUUGCCCACUGGCCAUCUGUCCCCACCUUCCGUGCACCCAGCCCGGGCCACCAGGCCGAAGCUCCCCCCAGACUCAGGGUGCUGGGUCCGCAGCGGCCGCCCUGCACUGGCCAGGGAUGAUCGCCUGAGUCCGAGCUGGGUGCUCAGAGGUGCCCAUCAGGAUCCGCAACCCGUGACAUUCCCGUGCCUUCCUUUUCUCUCCCCAAUGGUUUUGAAAUCACAGACCUCGUGUAUAUAAAAUGUACAGAACUUGUUUUCCAUUCCCCUUCCAAUUUUAUAUUUUGGGUUUUACAAGAAAAACAUUAAAAACUGGAAAUGAG